Molecule: messenger RNA, 3702 nt
Organism: Symbiodinium pilosum
Lineage: Eukaryota; Dinophyceae; Suessiales; Symbiodiniaceae
Source: the annotation of a GenBank genome assembly
AUGAUGUUCGGCUGCCACUCCUACCGCGGACCAGUGCAGUGUGUGAGUGGUAAAUGCGUCUGCCAAGCUGGUUACUGCAGCGCCAACGAUGGCAGCUGCCACAGGCCUAAGCCACCCAUCAAAGCUCACGUGGCCUUGGUGAACUCGGAGCAUCCAACCUUCCCAGGCUCUCAGGCCGCUAUCCGCACUGGGGUUUGCUUCAGUGGCGGGGGCUCACGUGCCCUCUCUUUUGCCCUGGGAAUCCUGCGUGCCCUGGAGAGUCUUCAGCUGAUUCCUCACGUCGAUGCCAUCUCGAGCGUUUCUGGUGGAACCUGGGCCUCAUCUAUUUACAUGUUCGCGCAGAACGUCUCGGUGAAGGAGUUGCUGGGGGAGGACACAACUCCAAACGACCUGACAAUGCAGCGGCUACAGAGUCAGCCUCCGCGACUGGGUGAUGUGGCCACUACCAACAUCCUCUCCUUGCUGUGGAGAAAAUAUGUCAAGUCUGUGUCCAAUCCCCACGACCUGUGGAUUGAUGUCUACGCGGAGGCAGUUCUCAAGCCAUUCGGGCUUGCAAACAGGAGCCAGUUCAUGGCAGCUGAUGAGGCGAGCCUCCAACGAAUCCUAGAACGAAACCCUGAGCUUCAGCGGGAGCAAUUCUUGGUCCCAAAUCCAUUGCGCCCCAAGACGUAUAUCAUGGGCGGAACCAUUCUUGCUCCGGUCGGCCUUGAAGCCACUGAGAGAAGUGCAGUGUCGCUCCAAAUGAGUCCAGAUUACACUGGCUCUCCAUUCUACCCCCAGGAGGAUGUUGUUCAGUACGAGGGUGCAGGCGACCGCGAUUUCCUGGUGGGGGGUGGCAUGGUGGAGAGCUUCGCCUUCGGCGGCUCCACGCCACUUACUGAAGCAGGGCAGAUGGGAGAGCACUUGGCGCAGAUGGAGGCGCCUCCAUCUCCAUUUAGCCUUGCUGAUGCCAUUGGAAUCAGCAGCGCCGCUUUUGCAUCCGUGCUUGUGAGUGCUUCUGGCUGGCUGUCAGCUGUUCAAUGGAUUGCGGGCCAGGCACGUGAGUAUCUGCCGGUCAAAGACUACUGGCCUGUCCUAUCCCAUCGCUUCAGGAAGUGGAGGUCUGCCAUGAAGUAUGAGUUGGGGGAUGGCGCUGAGACGGACAACACCGGCAUGAUGGCGCUGCUGCAGCGGCGGGUCCAGAAGAUCGUGGUUGUCCACAGCACCAAUGUGGAGCUCUCAAAGGAGCUUGAUUUCUGCAUUUUUGACCUGUCGGACCUCGAUCUCCACAAAAAAGUCUCCAACGACCUGCUGGACAAGUUUGGUCAUGUUGCCGAGAAUGCAGGUGAGUACUUGGUUCACAACCAGGUUUUUCCUCGCAAAGAUCUACAGCCACUACUGUGUGAGUUUCAGAAGAAACGCAAAGCCGGGGAUCCACUGGUGGUGGAGAGGCAGCUGGAGGUUUUGGAGAACAAGAAGUGGGGUAUUCGUGGCAACUUCCAAGCGUCGGUGAUCUUCGUGUAUCUGAGCGGGUGCGACAGGUUUGAUAUGAACUUGCCACCCGAGACGCUGGAGGAGGUGCAGAAGGGUCGUUGGGGCAAGUUUAACAACUGGCCACAUUUCAAAACGUCAUCCCAAAACUCUGGGAAGUUCACAUCCUACACCCCGGAGCAGGUAAAUCUCUUGUCCGCACUGGGAGAGUACAUGAUGCUCUGGAUCACGAUGAUGCUUGCCACAAAAGCAAUCCUGGUGAAUGCGCCGCAUCGUGGUUACAGCGACGCGCACAUCGCGUUCAAGUUGAAGGGCACUGCCGCUGCCAGCCUGGCCACUGUGCGGCAAUGCCCUCAGCGCACUGGUGGCACAUGCAGCUGGUUCGGAUACUGCUGGCAGCGCCGUGGCCCGACACGCUGUGUGAAUGGCGAGUGCAUGUGCAAACCAGGCUACUGCUCAGAUGAUGAUGGCCGAUGCCAUAAGAAGAUGCCAGAUGUGUAUGCGGACAUCGUCCCAGUUAACGACGAGAGGACAGAGUUUCCACCCAGACAGGCAAACCUGCAGACAGCGAUUUGCCUGAGUGGAGGUGGUACCAGGGCCAUGGUUGCAGCGAUCGGCGCGCUGAGGGGCCUGGAAUACCUGAACUUGCUUGUCCGCACCGAUCUCCUGGUUUCGGUGUCUGGUGGUACGUGGACAGCUGGACCCUUCAUGUUCUCACACGACCUGAGCAAGGGGCGGCUGCUGGGGAACCCCACGCGCCCCUCAGAGCUUUCAUUGGAGGAGCUGACUAAGCGGCCAUCCUUAAUAGGCGAUUCGGCUACGCAUGACAUCUAUGAUCUACUGAAGUCAUCGUUUCUCAACAACGAUGACCCUCACGGGAUUUGGGUGAACGCGUUCAACGAGGUCCUUUUGAAGCCCAUUGGCUUGGGCAACAUGAGCAAGUAUAUGGCUCCGGAUGAGAACACAGUGCAGCGGAUUGUCCGUGAUAAUCCCCAUCUGCAACGCGAGGACUUCAUCAUCCCGGCCCCAGAAAGACCGCGGGCCUUCGUCAUGUUGGGAGUUCUCCUGGCUCCUCUCGGUCAUGAGUCGGCCGAUGACACGGUCGUGUCUUUGCAGAUGUCUCCGGACUUCUCUGGCAGCCCUUUCUAUCCUGGACGCGAAGGUCAGCUGAAGUACGAUGAAGAGGGUGAGCGUUGGUUGCACCGGUCCGACAUUCCAGCCCUGAAAAUGGUUAUAGGAGGCGGCAUGGUUGAGACCUUUGCCUUUGGCAGCGACACGCCCUUCUCUAGCCAGUCUGGAGGGCAUCAUGUCAAAAUGCCCUCGCCCUCCGAGCCCUUCAGCCUGGCGAAGGCAGUGGGUGUCAGCAGUGCUGCUUUUUCGGCGCUGACCUCGCAAGCCAUGGAUGUGCUCGGCGGGCAGACGGCACAGGCUUUGAUCCCAGUGUCGACAUUGUGGCCGGUGACGUCCAAGAGAUUUCCUGGUCCGAAGGCAGCUGCCAAAUUCAAGAUUGGCGAUGGUGGCCAUAUGGACAACUCCGGCUUGAUGCCAGCUUUGCAGCGGAAGGUGCCAAGGAUUGCUAUGUUCCUUGACACGGACGUCAAGAUCGGCAUGAAGUCGGACUUCUGCGCCUUCGUCCCAGUGGACCCGGGAGAGCUAAGCGGAGCAGCCGCAUGGUACUUUGUGGACAAGUUCGGACUGGGAGCCCACGUGGACGGAUCAUUUCUGAUGCACAACCAGGUCUUUCGCUUCAAAGACCUCCAGCCAAUCCUGUGCGAUCUGCAGACACAUAGGCGGGCUGGCAGGCCAGCCGUGAGUCUGAGGGAUCUGGAGGUGAUCAAGAACAGCUGGUGGGGCAUCGAAGGAGGAUGGACCGUUAAGCUCCUCGUGUAUCACCUGGAUAACAGCAAAGUCUUUGAGAACCAGCUGCCUGCAGACACACAGAAGGAGCUUGCGAAGGGAAAGAAGGGCAUGUUUGCCAACUUCCCCCAGUUCUCCAUGGUGAAGCAGAACCCGCGGUCCUUGAUCUCUUACACAAGCGCUCAGGUCAACCUUUUGUCCGCUCUGGUGGAGUUCGGCGUGCGUGAGCACGCCGGCUACUUCCGGGAAGUGCUUGCUGGAAUCCCACGCAACCUUGCAGAGUGGCAGCCAAGUGCUGGGUUCGAGGACCUGCACCCUCGUGAGGCUGAAGGAGGAUCCGAAGAGCUGUCGGACAUCUUCUCUUCAGACUCUUAG